Moneuplotes crassus is the source of this 866-nucleotide messenger RNA. Lineage: Eukaryota; Ciliophora; Spirotrichea; Euplotida; Euplotidae. The record is from the annotation of a GenBank genome assembly.
AAUGAACGCCCUCAGUAAUUGAAAGGUUUGUAGGUCUUUAAUACAAUAUCCUGAAACACAUUGCUACGAACAUUUACUAGUCAAAUUCAAGAGUGAACACUGGGAAGUAAUUACCAAAUGUCUUUCAACAUGGAGAAAGCAGAUCAGAAUCUGAGUGGACACUAAGCGUUACAUAUUUAAUAAAAUUGAUCAAAUAUAAAUAAACUAGACAUAGCAGCACAAAAAGCCGAGAAGAACCUUCUUCAGAGUGAAGAGGCCUUUGACUAUAUGAUCUUCAUGAUUUCAUGUGAUGAUGUGCUUCUCGACUGUUUCUAUUCAUCUAAAAAACCUCUAAACGUCCAAAUAACUAAAUAUUGGUCAUUGAGACUACCAAAAUUUGAAAGAAUGAACAUAAAGAAAAAUAAACAACGUGAAAGAAUGACUCUUAUAGACUACUUUAAUCCGCUAAAGCAUCCAGUUGAUGCGCUUACUAUUUCAGCCAAGAGAACUGGUGAGAAGAUUAAGUGGUGUCUUCCAUUGACCACGAACCAUCCAGGGAAGCUAAAGAGAGUCUCUUUCUGUUAUUUCUUAAUCUUAGCUAAAGACUUAAAGAGGCUAUUCUCAACUUGAGAUUUUAUGAAGAAUAUAACCUUUGUUCAAUGAGAGUUCGGAAUUGAUGUUAGUCGUAAGUUGAUACCUCCUUCUAGCUGGGAGAACAGACACAAAAUUACAGAGAAAAUCCAGACCAUUGGAUGCACUUUCCCAGGAGGUCCAGAUGAAUUUAAAGAUAUUGUGAGACAGUUUUACCCAAAAACUAAGGUAGAAAUAAUCAAUUAAUCGGUCAUUCAGAUAUUGCUUCGUAUUUACACAUUUGAGAAUUUCAGUUA